AUGAGUGAUAGUGUUAUUAGAAGUAGAACUCGUGCAAAUGUUGUAAUCCCAAAGCUACAAGCUGAGGAUGCAUACUCUGAAGACGAAGAGGACGAUGAUGACUAUGAACCUUCAGAAGGUGAGCAAGAAUUAGCUGAAAACGAUACAAAAGAAGAUGAAAAAAAGUCAAAGAGAAAACUAGCUACAAAAGCAAAACAACCAAAAAAGAAACAACAAAAGAAGAAAAAAGGAGAUGAAGAUGAAGAGGAGGAAGAGGAUGAAGAAGCAGAAGCUGUAGAUGAAGAAGAAGAAGUUGUUGUAGAUUUAGAUGGUGAAAAAGAGACUGACGAUAAAGAUAGCAAAGAUGGCGAGAAGAAAGAGAAAACUCUCGAAGAGAUGAUGAAUGAAAUUCCAGAUACCACUCCAAAGUCAGCGGAAACCACGGAAUUGGUAAAAGAAAAGACUGUAGAGGUAUUCGAAUUCGCUGGACAAAAAGUAGUUAAAGAACGUGAAGUAGUAGUACCAAAACCAGCAGCUGGAAUCGCAAAGAAAAAACCUGGAUUAGAUAGUGUUCUAUCAAACUUGGGUGGUAAACCAAAGAAACUAACAACACUUCAGAAAUCACAGCUCGAUUGGGAUAGCUAUAAGGAUAGCAAUAUUUUAGAGAAGAACGAUAUGGAGAGACAAGCAAAGAACGGUUAUUUAGAGAAACAAGCAUUUUUACAGAGAACCGACCAAAAUCUGGCAAAUACUAUUAAAAAUCUUUCGAAAAAGAAAUAA
Heterostelium album PN500 is the source of this 759-nucleotide messenger RNA. RefSeq lists its product as uncharacterized. NCBI's taxonomy places the organism in Eukaryota, Evosea, Eumycetozoa, Acytosteliales, Acytosteliaceae. Bases 1 to 759 code for a protein of 252 amino acids. The record is from RefSeq and is a predicted model, not a curated record. The transcript is spliced from 3 exons.